Messenger RNA from Tarenaya hassleriana, 3211 nucleotides. RefSeq names its product leucine-rich repeat receptor-like protein kinase PXL1. The record is from RefSeq and is a predicted model, not a curated record. NCBI's taxonomy places the organism in Eukaryota, Viridiplantae, Streptophyta, Magnoliopsida, Brassicales, Cleomaceae. Bases 7 to 3108 code for a protein of 1033 amino acids. Gene Ontology annotation, molecular function: protein binding; protein kinase activity; ATP binding. Gene Ontology annotation, biological process: protein phosphorylation. The transcript has a single exon.
CACAAAAUGCAGAUUCCCCAUUUGUUCUUCCUCUGUUACAUUGGUUUCUCUCUCGUGUCUGUCGUUUCUGCUGAGACAUUUCUGGGUUAUUAUGAGCAAGAGAUCUUGCUGGCAAUCAAAUCCGACAUUGUUGAUCCAUCCAAUCAUCUCCACGACUGGAAGAAACCAGAGGAUUUUACAGAGAUUGAUGGCUUGGCCCAUUGUAAAUGGACCGGAGUUCACUGCAGUUCAAAGGGGUUCGUGGAGAAGCUUAUUCUCCGUGAAAUGAAUCUCACCGGAAACACGUCGGAUCAGAUUCAGAGCCUCCGUUUUCUGCAAGUCAUCGAUCUUAGUGACAACGGGUUCGAUUCCUCUCUUCCUAAGUCUCUUGCAAAUCUCACUUCCUUGAAGAUCUUUGACGUAAGUGUCAAUAACUUCUAUGGAAGAUUCCCUUCUGGUCUUGGAAUGGCCAGUGGUCUCACUUAUGUCAAUGCCUCUAGCAACGAUUUUUCCGGGUUUCUUCCCGAAGAUCUGGGGAAUGCUACCAUGCUCGAGGUUUUAGAUUUCCGAGGAGGCUAUUUCGAGGGCUCCAUGCCUUCCACGUUCAGGAAACUCAAGAAUCUCAAGUUUCUCGGCCUCUCGGGUAAUAACUUGGACGGGGAAUUGCCGAGGGAGAUUGGUGAGCUUUCUUCAUUAGAGACCAUCAUUCUUGGUUACAAUGGCUUCACGGGCGAGAUUCCAGAAGAGUUCGGGAACCUUACAAAUCUUCAAUACCUUGAUUUGGCUGUCGGAAACCUCACGGGUCAGAUCCCAUCUUCCAUAGGAAAGCUGAAUCGGCUCACGACAGUUUAUCUGUACCGGAACUGUCUCACAGGGAAGAUUCCUCAAGAACUCGGUAACAUUACUUCUCUUGUGUUUCUUGAUCUUUCUGACAACCAGAUUUCCGGAGAGAUACCAAUGGAAUUAGCAGAACUGAAGAGUCUGCAGCUUUUGAAUCUGAUGAGGAAUCGACUCAUGGGAAAAAUUCCUUCCGGUAUCGGUGAACUACCCAAUCUCGAAGUUCUUGAGCUGUGGCAAAACUCUUUCACGGGUUCUUUGCCGGUAAAUCUAGGAAAGAGUUCGCCAUUACAAUGGUUAGAUGUUUCGUCAAACAACCUAACAGGCGAAAUUCCACCGGGAUUGUGUGAUUCCAGAAACCUCACAAAGCUCAUUCUCUUCAACAACUUGUUCUCAGGUACGAUUCCAGAAGGUAUCUUAUCAUGUGAGUCAUUGGUCCGUGUUCGUAUCCAGAACAAUCUAAUUUCCGGAAUUAUACCAGUCGGUCUAAGCAGUUUACCAAAGCUUCAACAUCUGGAGCUAGGAAAAAACAAUCUCACCGGUCUGAUCCCAGAUGACUUAGCUUUAUCUAAGUCGCUCUCAUUCAUAGAUGUAUCCUUUAACUGUCUCUCUUCAUCUCUCCCUUCAGCCAUUUUCUCAAGCCCCAACCUUCAAACCUUCAUCGCUUCACAUAACAACCUCGAUGGAAGAAUCCCUAACCAAUUUCAGGAUUGUCCAUCUUUGUCUGUCCUCGAUCUUUCUUUCAACCACUUCCCAGGUGAAAUUCCAGAAAGCAUUGCCUCCUGUGCAAGGCUUGUGAAUCUCAAUCUCAGAAACAACCAGUUGACAGGAGAAAUCCCCAAAGCAUUAGUCACCAUGCACGUGUUAGCGAUCCUUGAUCUCUCAAACAACUCUCUGACGGGCAAAAUACCCGAGAACUUGGGAGCUUCUCCAGCUCUAGAGAUGGUGAACGUGUCAUUCAACAAACUUGGAGGUCCGGUCCCUUCAAAUGGACUGUUUUCGGCCAUAAACCCUAACGACCUCAUGGGAAAUUCUGGCUUAUGCGGUGGAAUUCUACCUCCUUGCUCUAAAAGUCUGGUUCUUUCUGCAACAGAGAGAAAUCCCAGGAAAAUGCAUGUGAGCCAUGCAAUCUUCGGGUUCAUUGUCGGGACAGCCGUCAUACUGUGUCUCGGGAUGACAUUUUUUGCAGGGAGAUGGGUAUACAGAAGAUGGGAUCUGUAUAGAAACGUUCUGAGAGAAUUCUUGUUCCUCAAGAAACCCCGAGAAGAGUGGCCAUGGCGGCUAGUGGCCUUCCAGAGAGUGAAUUUCACCGCAGGAGACAUCUUAUCACACAUCAAAGAAUCGAACAUCAUUGGAAUGGGAGCAACAGGGAUCGUCUACAAAGCAGAAGUAACGAGACGGCCAUUGAUCACAGUGGCAGUGAAGAAGCUCUGGAAAUCUGCACAGAGAGACGUUGAAGAUCAUCAAGACGAAGAGGAAGAAGACAUCCUCAGAGAAGUGAACCUCCUUGGAAGUCUCAGACACAGAAACAUUGUGAGGCUUCUUGGUUACAUACACAAUGAAAGAGAAGUCAUGAUGGUGUGCGAAUUCAUGCCCAAUGGAAACUUAGGCAAUGCAUUGCAUUCAAAUGAUCAGAAACUCUUACUUGUGGAUUGGGUUUCGAGAUACAACGUCGCAGUCGGUGUUGCUCAAGGGCUGAAUUACUUGCACAACGAUUGCUACCCACCGAUCAUUCACAGAGACAUCAAAUCGAACAACAUUCUUCUCGAUUCGAACCUCGAAGCGAGGAUUGCUGAUUUCGGGUUGGCGAAGUUGAUGCUUCACAAAAACGAGACGGUCUCCGUGGUCGCCGGAUCUUAUGGGUACAUCGCGCCCGAGUAUGGAUACACCAUGAAAAUCGACGUGAAGAUCGAUAUAUACAGCUUCGGCGUCGUUCUUCUCGAACUGAUCACUGGAAAAUCGCCAUUAGACUCUUCGUUCGGCGAAUCGGUCGACAUCGUGGAAUGGGUCCGGCGAAAGAUGGAGAACAACAACGAAGGAAUGGAACAAGUUCUGGAUCCGAGCGUCGCCGGAGAUUGCAGACACGUGAUCGAGGAAAUGCUUCUUGUCCUGAGAAUCGCUCUUCUCUGCACCGCGAAGCUCCCGAAGGAUCGACCCUCGAUCAAAGACGUCAUCAUCAUGCUCGGAGAAGCGAAACCUCGCCGGAAAAGUGUUUGUGAGGAGAGAGGAUUAUUCGGCGGCGAUAGAGAUCGGCCGGUUUUCAGUAACUCCCCGGUGAUAGGGUUGAUCUAGAAGACGGAGGAGGUGAGAGACGGUGCCGCCGGCUGAGAAGAAGGGGUGAUUUAGUAAAUUUGGGUAAAUAGAAGGGUACGUUUGUAAAUUCGAUAACGGAUGU